GCUCUCUCAGAAAAAAUACACACUAUCAGGUUCUUGGGCUGCGCAGAAAGCAAGAGAGAGGCAGAAGGAAGAAAGGAUCAAGACGGGAGUGAAACUGACAGGCUUCUUUCAGGUGAUGGAUCACAAAACUGGGUGGGAAGGUAUGGAGCCCAUCAAGCGCACAGAGCUGGUGGACGUUGACGGCAUCCCUCUUCUCAAAAACACAGCAGAUAACUGGCAGCGCCUUUGGGCCUUCAAAGCUCGGCCCGAUGACCUUCUCAUUUGUACCUACCCCAAAGCAGGGACUACCUGGAUACAGGAAAUUGUGAGCAUGAUCCAGCAUAGAGGAGACCCUCAGAAAUGUGACCAGGUCCCCAUCCAUCAACGGAUUCCCCUCAUAGACAUGUUCCCUCCAAAACAUUUCCCCCGAGGCCAGUUGUCACCCUCUGGUGUUUCAGGCUUGGAACAAGCAGAGACAAUACCUUCUCCGCGCACACUCAAAUCUCACCUCCCAGUCCAGCUGCUGUCUCCUUCCUUCUGGGAACAGAAUUGUAAGAUCAUCUACGUUGCCAGGAAUGCCAAGGACAACGCAGUCUCCUACUUCCAUUUCUACCACAUGAACAAGGGGUUGCCAGAGCCAGGAAACUGGGACGAGUUUCUGGAGAACUUCCUUGCAGGAAAACUUGUCUGGGGCUCUUGGUUUGACCAUGUUUGUGGCUGGUGGGAGGCCAAGGACCGACACCCAAUUCUGUACCUCUUUUAUGAAGACAUGAAAGAGGAUCCGGCCCGGGAAAUCCGGAAAGUAGCCCAAUUUCUGGGCCUACAACUCCCUGAUCCAGUUGUGAACCAGAUUGUGCAGCAUACAAUGUUUGAGAACAUGAAACUAAACCCAAUGACUAACUACAGCUCCAUUCCGUCUUUGAUCUUUGACCAAACUGUGUCACCCUUCAUGCGAAAAGGCACCGUAGGAGACUGGAAGGAGCACUUCACAGUGGCACAAAGUGAGCGGUUUGAUGAUGCCUGUGAACGGUUAUUGGGGGGCAGCAACCUGAUCUUCCGCACACAGUUAUAAGAACAUCUCCCUGCUACCAGUUGAGACUUCCUCCCUAACAUUCCUGGAGCGGACAUUUAUGGGGUUCUACCCUUUGUUAUUUCUGCCCUCAGUACACCCUCUGAAUUUCGUGCACACAACUAAGUUAGGUCCACUGACUUCAGUAGGCCUACUCUGAGUAGAAGCUGGAAAUAACCCGUUAGAUUGAACCUUCUUUCAUUUGAUUCAGUUUUCUUUGCUUCCUUUAAAGUGGGGGGGUUUGGGGGGAGGCUGCUUUGCCAAGCCCUGUAAGGUGGGAUCAGCUGUCUUGGCUCCUUUCUUUCUCCCUUCCAUGUCAAUUGACCAGGAAGGGAUAAAGAAAGGUGUGUUUUUCAGUCAAUCAUAAGUUUAUUAUUCUAGCCAAGUUCAUAGCAAUAUUAUACAGAACAUACAUCCAUGAUAUAAACCAACAACCAUGGUGUAAAGAGGGGGGGAAAGAAGACUGGAUAAAUGCUAGGCAUGAAAUGACUGAAAUGGCAUCAUAGACCGUGCAGUGAUAUCAAAGAAAUGCUGCAUAGCAAAUAUAUGACCAGCCAGCUUUUUAUGAGCAAUGCCCCAAAUAUUGUGGAUGUCUUCCAGAAAAUCGUCACAGAACCUAGAUCCUACCUGAUACAUUUCUACAAUUACUAACAACACACUAUAACACCUUGGCUGGUUUGAGGUUGAUCAGGAAGCGCAUUUCAAGGGCAAAAAUAUAUAUGCAAUAGAUCUAUAUUACGUAUGCAGUAUGCAGAAAACCAAGUACGCAAGCCUCAACUGAUGCUAGGACAAAAUGUCAAGUUGCUACAAUCUAUCUUGGGGGAUUAUGGGAUGCAGUCCUUGGAUCUUCUAUUCACUGAACUGUAUUGUGUAAUUGUGUAAAUGUAUGUGUUUUAUAUGUUAAUAAAAUUUAAAUUAAAAAUUAAAAAAAGAACUGUAUUAACUCCUAAAAAUAUGUGUUUCUGUAGUAAAACAGGAACCAAGGUCCCUUGCCGUAAUAUGAAUCGCUCAAGGGCCCUGCCCCCGAGAGGAAAUGCCGGAGGCAUAUUACCAGGGGGUCGCAUGGCCUCUCUGCAGGGAUACUUGCUAUAGAGGGUUAAAGAACAUUGGGUGGAAAAUCAGGC
Podarcis muralis (Common wall lizard) is the source of this 2172-nucleotide messenger RNA. Its product is annotated as sulfotransferase 1C2-like. Lineage: Eukaryota; Metazoa; Chordata; Lepidosauria; Squamata; Lacertidae. Gene Ontology annotation, molecular function: sulfotransferase activity. The record is from RefSeq and is a predicted model, not a curated record.